This is a messenger RNA of Pseudo-nitzschia multistriata, 1528 nucleotides long. Lineage: Eukaryota; Bacillariophyta; Bacillariophyceae; Bacillariales; Bacillariaceae. The record is from the annotation of a GenBank genome assembly.
GUUCUUGUGGAAAGAAUACAGUUGAUGUGCUGGCCAAAAUCGGCUUGUACGUUCUUGGUUCCCAACAAAGGAUAUCCAUGGAGUGACCAAUGCGAUUUCUUGUCGUAUUGCGUUUGUUUCUAAUUGAUGUUUUUUGUCAAUAUUUCUSACGCUUCUUUUUCUUGCGCUGGACUUUCUGCAUCAAAAGGUCAACGCUCYCGGCAUGUUGAAAGAUAAUUCGACCAAACCAGGCCUKAGGACUUGCAUGGGAACCAUUACACGCGAUAGAAGUAGYGGCAGAAAACCAAAACCUCGAUUCGAUGGUCCAAUGUCUCCAUCAUACUCGAAACGCAGUACUGCAUUGCUCAAGAGGGCGACCGAAAAUGGCCAAGGAAAAACGAGUGUCAAAAGUACGAAACGAAACGAACGAACGAUGCUUACAUUAAAAAAUUACGAAACUCCCAAUCCACGAAGGGCGAGCUGUGUGCCCGAAAAACCGAUUCGAAGAGUUUCCUUUGCGGAUCAAAAGACCGUAACAAUAUUCMAGCGGAUACCGAGAAAAUUUGCGAGAGAUGUCUGGUUCACCGCAGUCGAMAUGGGGAGGUUUCGAAUGAAUGUUUUGAAUUCYRACGAUCUCAGGUUUAAAGUGAAACUGAAGUCUGCUCGGUGCCACAAUCACAUGAGACGCGUUCUACUGGAGCAUCGGACCAGCAAAGGGGAUAUAGCGAACCAAGCAUUAACAACAUCAAUUUAUUACGAGAAUAACGUCAGAAGGAUUUSCASURUUUCCAUGAAAUCAAGCGAGAAACCGAGAGAAGCAGCUAUCGAAACGGCAAACAAGCUUGAGCAGGAGAUUGUUGAGCAAUCAUUAAUAAAUCRAAGGGUGUCGAGCGCAUGUUUUGGAUUCAGCCAUCGAUGGGUAUUUGAUUAUUAUCUAGGUCWGAUGGUGGACAAUAUGUGCACAGUUAUGUAGCCUAUAGCAUAGCUGGGCGAGUCCAAUAGGUUUCCCUCGGGGUGACAUCACAACACACUAGAAUAGGACUUUUUGAAAGCACAACGAGCAAUUCUAUUUCAUUGUGGAUGAAAGCGGAAACACGACUAUCAAGAAAAGGAGGAAGAAAAGAGCACGAAGAUAAACAUGGUUCGGUAUUCAAUGAUGCGUGUACGGUACAGAAUAGCAAUUACUUCUAUUGAGGUUGACUCAUUCGAAAUUGGAGGCUAUCAUGCAAUAACGCCUAUACAACAGUUUCACCCGACCUUUUCUUUGAUUGCUACUUGCAAUUUAGAUGAGACAGGAUUUGCUCCCAGUGUCGGUAGUUGUUGUAGUAAUUGUUGGAGGGAAAGCCGUUUUGAAUCGUUUUGAGGCAUGCGCUGCACCAGUUUGCACGUGCGUGCAUGCCUGAAGGUGAAAAACAAGUGAGGGACCCAAUUUUGCGAGGUUUUUCAACGACUCAUCCGAGUACACCACUAUGCGCGCGUCAGAAAUUGCAAAAUUGCAUCACUUUCUUCUAAAAAAAGUACGAAAAAGCAAUAAAAUUACUUUAAUAAA